Messenger RNA from Echinostoma caproni, 333 nucleotides. Lineage: Eukaryota; Metazoa; Platyhelminthes; Trematoda; Plagiorchiida; Echinostomatidae. The record is from the annotation of a GenBank genome assembly.
AUGACCGUAACGGAGGCCAGACGAUCGUUGGAAGAGCAAUUUGAUUCGUUUUGUGCGGCCAACUCGUUCGAAUCUAUUCUGAAUCAUUUCAAUCAACUCUGCGCUCUGGCCGUGACCACACCGACCAGGCAUCCUUGGGCGAUUUACACACAACUGCAUGCUCGUCUGAAAUGUUACUGGAAAGCAGCCGCUCUGUUUGAACGAUUGGAGAAGCGGGUUCGGCGACCGGAAUACAUGCAUCAGACUGCAUGCAGUGGUUUGAAUGUAAGUGGUUUGUGCUUGUGUCUUCCUACUCGUAUAUCUCCCCUCGCCCCUUGUGCCCAUUUCAAUUAG